AUGUCUAAGUGGAACUAUUUGGCUAGUGCUCACAAGUCUAGCGCAGUUGCUACAUCAUUAGUGUGCAAUUUUACGUCUCCUGAAGACAGAAACCUUAUAGUUGCUAAAGGGAAUCGAAUUGAAAUUCACACUUUGACCGAAGAAAACAUAAUCCCAAUUCAAGAAUUCUCCCUGUUUGGAAUUGUUCGGUUUAUCGAGAAACUACAUCCUCAAACUGGUUCAGAUUCUCUAUUAAUUGUUACUGAUCCCUAUAAUCUUAGUCUCGCGGUCUUUGAAAACUCAAAAUUGUGUUUAAAAGAGUCAGUAUCUCUUAAAGAAAAAUUAUCACUAAGACUAGAGUAUUUUCCUUUCGCAACUUUAGAUCCCCACCAGAGAGCUUUCUGCAUGCACAUAUAUAAAGGAUUAAUUCGAAUUAUAGGAAUUAAAUCAAAUUUCACAAUUGGAGUCUCAUUUAACUCAAGAAUUGAGGAGAGCUGGGUAAUUGAUAUGAAAUUUUUAAACAAUUCUCAAGAGUUGCAGCUAGGGAUUCUUUUCAAAAAGGAGUCAGAAUUUAUAUUUAAAGCUUUUCCUGUUAGCUUAGCAGAGAAAAACAUUAGCGAUUAUAUAUGAAGCAUUGCCAUUAGAGAGCCAGUCUGCAAAUUUUUAAAUCUACAGCAUGGAAGCAUUGGGAUUGUUGAUAUGAACUCCAUAAAAAUUUAUAGAGAGCAAGAGAAUGAUCCUUCUAUGUCAGCAAAUGCAGAAUUCGGAAAAGUUAAUGUGGUUCAUAAUAUUGAUAUUUCACGAUGGGUUAUAGGAAAUCAAGACGGAAACCUGUUUAUAGUUUUCUUGAAUCAUGAGCUUAAAGUUGAGUGCCUUGGGCGAUGCUCAAUGGCUAGCAGCAUAUCAUACUUGGACAAUAACUAUCUUUUUAUUGGGUCAUCAUUUGGGGAUUCACAACUAAUUAGAGUUUUAACUGAGCGGCAGGAGAAUUCUUUUCUAUCAGUAGAGCAGAAGUAUCAAAAUAUCGGCCCAAUUUUAGAUUUCAAAGUAAUUGAAGGCGAGCGGAAGGGCCUUUGCAAUAUUAUUUCGUGCUCAGGCUACAAUCUAGAUGGAUCGUUGAGACUGGUUAAUAAAGGGAUUAGUGUGACUGUAGAAAACCAAAUGGAAAUUGGAAAUGUGAUUGGCUUAUUCACAUUGCAGGUAGAAGAUAGCGAUUUUACCCAUAUAGUUCUAAGCUUUAUUGAUGCAACAAGAAUAUUGAAAAUCCAAGAUGAGGCUUUGAAGCCAAUUUCUUACCCAGACAUUGAUUCCAAAAUUUCAUCAAUUUAUGUCGGAAUUACCAAAUUCGGCAUUGUUCAAGUAACAAAAUUUUUUAUUCAGCUUUUAAAUUUCAAGUGGCAAAGUGUUUUUAUUAUCAGAUCUGAGGAAAUAAAAGAAAAUUCAGAAAUUACACUUGCGGAGUCAUCUGGCGAAAAAAUUUGUAUUGUAUUGAAUGGACUUGAGCUGAUAGUAUUUUCAGCUAAUGAAAAUCGCCUAGAAAAACUUAAUAAUCAGACUUUUCAGAAUGAGAUUGCUUGCAUUGGAAUGUCGCAUGACAUGAUUGCUGUUGGGCUAUGAAUAGAAUUAAACAUCAUUGUCAUUGACCCUCAUAGCAUGCAGGAAACUUGGCGUGAUCAUUUAGGGGGUGAAGUUCUCCCUAGAUCUCUUAUGUUUGUGGAGCUUGAAGAUAUAAAAUACUUAUUUGCAGGCUUAGCGGAUGGGCAUUUGCUCACUUAUACACUUCCAAAUUUUACUAAAAGAAGCCAAUUGAUUGGUACUCAGCAAGUGAUUCUUAAAGCCUUUAAAUAUCAAAACAAAGUUUCUGUAUUUGCAGGGUGUGACCAACCAAAAAUAGUGUAUAGCCACCACCAUAGACUGAUUACUUCUACAGUCAACUCAGAUUCAGUUUCUUUUGUUUCACCAUUCGGCACCAAAAAUUUUCCAGACUGCCUAGCUUUAAUAAGUGGACAGUCUUUGAUAAUGAUUUCUAUUGAAGAUUUGCAAAACUUCACUAUAAAAACAUUCCCACAAGGGCUUUCUAUGAGAAGAAUUGGAAUGGUUGAUGAUUAUUUUGUAUGCUUAGCAAGAAACUCAGCUAAUAUUGACAGUCUUAUGCUAUUUUCCAAUACUUUGGUGGCUGAAAAUACGCAUUCAUUUGAGCAUUCUGAAGCUGUGAAUGCUUUAUUGGUCGAUAAAAACAGAAUAAUUGUUGGAACUGGGGUAACUGAUGAUAGAAAUAAUGAUCCAAAAUCUGGUCAUUUAAGAGUUUUUGUCAUUAGGGACAGAGCUUUCCAUGAAGUUUCUCGCUUCAAUGUGCGAGAUGGAGGAGUUUCUUGUAUCGUUUCUAUCGGAAAAAACCGACUUGUAGGAGGAGUGCAUAGCGUGAUUCAUUACUGAGGAAUUGACGAUGAAAACCAAAUCACUUUGAUUGAUGCCAGUCAUAAACUCACCUAUGUUUAUAGCAUGGAUGGGCGCAUGGUUUUUCCUCUGAACUUUUUGGUGGUGAGACAUUUCAUAGAGAAAUUUGGUCGAAUUUUUUUUUAGGUGAGUAUUUGAUCGAAAUUUAACUGUUUUUCCGAGCAAAUAUCUCAAGGAAAAAACUUCCCCUAAAUUUUCAAGAAAAAUGCCUCAUUGCCAAAAAGUCCCAAUCAAGUAAUAUGGAGCCACAUGGACACUUGCCAAAACUUAGUAGCAGUGGCUGAUCUAAUAAAAUCUGUUACCAUUUUUUCAGCAAAUGAUGAAGGACUUACAGUUGUCGCUAAAAACUAUUCAGCAAUGUGGCCAACUUGUAUACAGUUCAUUUGUCAGUCACUAAUUGUAGUUGCUGAUACGUUUGGAAAUUUAUUAUUAUUAGAAGUUCAAAAUAAUAUGAAAUUAAAUCCAAUUGGAGGCAUUCAUAUUGGAGAAACUAUUAAUUGCAUAAGAAAAGGACCGCUUAUCCAAGGAAGGUCUGAUGAAUUUCCUGAUAAUGUGGAAAGCCUAUUAUUUGCUACCGCAAAAGGAAACUUAGGCGUUAUCGCUUCUUUGCCUCUUGAUAUAUAUACAAUCUUAAACCUCGUCCAAGAAGAACUAACUUCCAAAAUCUCUCAAAUCGGAAAUAUGAGUCUUAAAAAUUAUAGAUCGCCUGACUUAGAAAAGCAAAAAAUUAAUUUUGAUUUCUUUUUAGAUGGAGAUUUUAUUGAAGCAUUUCUAGACAUUUCACCUGAAGAGCAGUUAUCAAUUAGUACUGAAGUUGGACUGAAGCUUGGAAAAGAUUUAAAUGUGCAGGAUCUUCAAAAACUUAUUCUUUCGUUAUCAAAGGUUCAUUAA
Messenger RNA from Blepharisma stoltei, 3327 nucleotides. NCBI's taxonomy places the organism in Eukaryota, Ciliophora, Heterotrichea, Heterotrichida, Blepharismidae. The record is from the annotation of a GenBank genome assembly.